AUGACAGAGAUGAAGAUAUUUUUGGUUGAUAGAGAAAGUAUUGAGAAUGUGAAUGUUAAGCAACCGGAAGCCGAAUUACAAUCACUACCUAAUAAUGUUAUUAAUGAGUUUAAUCCAAAUAAGAUUGUGCGUGAUCUAGGUAUUAGGAAACAAAUUCAUGAGUAUGCUCCGGAUAUUCAAGACCAUGUGAGGAGGGCAUAUAUAUUAAAGGGUCCAAUGCAACCAGAUUUGAAAAGCUUUCCUUGUACUCCAUUUGGAAGUGCUAAAAGAGAAUUUAGUAAAUCAUGGUAUAUGAAUUAUGCAUGGUUAGAAUACAGUGAGAUCAAGGAUGUAGCUUAUUGUUUUUAUCAUUUUCUCUUUAAGAAACUCGGGAGGGCCGAGCACUUUGGUUUUAAAGUCUUCACUAAAAGUGGAUAUAAAGAUUGGAAGCAUGCAUCUCAAGGAUUGAAAGAUCAAGUUGGUAGUCAUAAUAGUUUGCAUAACUCAUGUGUCAAGCACUAUGAUGAUUAUAGUAACUAA
Vicia villosa (hairy vetch) is the source of this 519-nucleotide messenger RNA. RefSeq lists its product as uncharacterized. The transcript has a single exon. The record is from RefSeq and is a predicted model, not a curated record. Bases 1 to 519 code for a protein of 172 amino acids. Lineage: Eukaryota; Viridiplantae; Streptophyta; Magnoliopsida; Fabales; Fabaceae.